AUACUAAAUUAGCUGCCGGUAUAUAACCAAUAUGUUAACACUGCGCCGCAUCAGUCAACAUCUGUAUCCAAAACAAAUUCAACACUUAAACAUGUCGCAUGUGGGUGAGCUUGGCUGUGGUGCGGGCAAAGGUGGUGGGGCCGGUGGCUCUAUACGCGAUGCUGGUGGUUCAUUUGGCAAGAUGGAAGCUGCUCGCGAGGAGGAGUUCUUCUACAAACAGCAAAAGGAGCAACUGAAGAACCUUAAGACUAAAACAGACAGCAAGGCGCAAGAUACAACAAAGAAAUAACAAAUAACACAUUAUAACUUCAUAUAUGCUCGAUUUUACAGUUUUACGUUUUGUUUAAUAGUUUUUUUACGGAUGAUAAUUUCGAAUAAAUUUAAAUAUCUGCGUGAAUAAGUUUUGUGUGGUAUCCAACGUGAGAGUGCAAGAGCUAUAGAUAGCUCUUGAAAAGGCUGAUGCAAUUAGCAAUAGAUCUGAUUUAGUUGGAAUGUAAGAAUUAUAUUAUAUACGGGGUUGGGACGAACAGUUCG
Molecule: messenger RNA, 534 nt
Organism: Drosophila hydei
Lineage: Eukaryota; Metazoa; Arthropoda; Insecta; Diptera; Drosophilidae
Product: ATPase inhibitor mai-2, mitochondrial
Exons: 3
Coding region: 32-289 (85 amino acids)
Biological process (GO): negative regulation of ATP-dependent activity
Cellular component (GO): mitochondrion
Molecular function (GO): ATPase inhibitor activity
Source: RefSeq, a predicted model, not a curated record